Rosa chinensis is the source of this 2654-nucleotide messenger RNA. RefSeq names its product probable E3 ubiquitin-protein ligase ARI2. The transcript has 7 exons. Gene Ontology annotation, biological process: ubiquitin-dependent protein catabolic process; positive regulation of proteasomal ubiquitin-dependent protein catabolic process; protein polyubiquitination. Gene Ontology annotation, molecular function: ubiquitin conjugating enzyme binding; zinc ion binding; ubiquitin protein ligase activity. Lineage: Eukaryota; Viridiplantae; Streptophyta; Magnoliopsida; Rosales; Rosaceae. The record is from RefSeq and is a predicted model, not a curated record. The coding region runs from base 386 to 2146 and encodes 586 amino acids. Gene Ontology annotation, cellular component: ubiquitin ligase complex; cytoplasm.
AACUCUGCGUGUUGGGAAGGGAGAGUGGUGGCAUAAAGCCAUAAAGCAAGUCUCUCGUACCAUUGUAAUCGCCAUUCAUUCUUUUCACUUCACUUCCUUCCAAUCUCUUCUUCUUCUUCUGCCCAACUCCGACUAGAUCUCCUACUUCCCCUAUCAGCUAAACGCCGUCGUGUAGCUCCACACACCCCUACACCCAAAGCCCUAGUCUUUCACAACCCCAUUCCCAAUCCAACCCAAAAUUGAAUUCAAUCCCAGAAAAACCCCAAUCGAACAAUCCCCAAUUGGGCUGUACAUGCAUGCACUCAAGCCCUAAUUGAAUUGCACAACAACCAGGCUCUGCCCACUUUCCCUAAAGUUUUGAUCUUUUUUUGGGGGAUUAGAAUCAAUGGAGGACGAUUGCCUGGGCAGCGAUGAGGAGUUCUAUACCUCCGAUCAGGAAGACGAUUACUCUAUCGAAGGCCUCGAGGAGUCCAUCGAUGGCCUUGAAAACGAGGACUCUGAUACUCCCUGGAUUCCCCCUAAGGGCACCACAACUAAGGUGAUUACUAAAGAAUCUCUUUUGGUGGCACAGAAGGAGGAUUUGCGUAGAGUGAUGGACUUGCUAUUUCUGAGGGAGCACCAUGCCCGAACUUUACUCAUCCAUCACCGGUGGGAUGUUGAGAAGCUUUUUGCAGUGCUUGUAGAGAAGGGAAGAGCUUUCUUGUUUGCAGAAGCAGGUGUAUCCGUAGUUGAACAUCAAGAUAGUGAACCACUGCUGCCUUCUCCCACAAUAAUGUGUGCUAUUUGUAUAGAGGAUGUACCUAGUAAUGAGGCAACUAAAAUGGACUGUGGACAUUGCUUUUGCAACGGCUGUUGGACAGAGCAUUUUGUUGUGAAGAUAAAUGAUGGGCAAAGUAAGCGCAUUAGGUGCAUGGCUCACAAAUGUAAUGCCAUUUGUGAUGAAGCCGUUGUUAGAAAUCUAGUUAGCAAGAGCCACCCCAAUCUUGCAGAGAAAUUUGAUCGGUUUCUUCUAGAGUCAUACAUUGAGGAUAAUAAAAGGGUUAAGUGGUGCCCAAGCACUCCUCAUUGUGGAAAUGCAAUAAGAGUGGAGGAUGAUGAAUUUUGUGAGAUUGAAUGUUCUUGCGGUCUUCAGUUUUGUUUUCGUUGUUCAUCACAAGCCCACUCACCUUGUUCAUGUUUGAUGUGGGAGCUUUGGGCCAAGAAAUGCCGAGAUGAAUCUGAGACAGUUAAUUGGAUCACAGUCCAUACUAAACCUUGUCCUAAGUGUCACAAACCUGUAGAGAAGAAUGGUGGCUGCAACCUUGUGAGUUGUAUCUGUGGGCAAGCAUUUUGUUGGCUUUGUGGUGGAGCUACUGGCCGAGACCAUACAUGGUCAAGUAUUGCAGGUCAUAGCUGUGGGCGAUACAAAGAAGACAAAGAGAAAAACGCUGAGCGGGCAAAGCGAGAUCUUUAUCGGUAUAUGCACUAUCACAACCGUUAUAAAGCUCAUACUGAUUCAAUCAAGCUUGAAAGUAAGUUGAAGGAGACUAUACAAGAGAAGGUAUCAAUUUCAGAAUUGAGGGAAUCGAAGAACAGAGAUUUCAGCUGGGUAACGAAUGGACUCUCCAGACUUUUUAGGUCAAGGCGGGUUCUUUCAUAUUCAUAUCCUUUUGCAUUUUAUAUGUUCGGUGAGGAGCUGUUUAAGGAUCAGAUGACAAAGGAGGAAAGGGAAAUAAAACAAAAUUUGUUUGAGGACCAGCAGCAGCAGCUUGAGGAAAAUGUUGAAAAACUGUCCAAGUUUUUGGAGGAGCCAUUUGAUAAUUAUGACGAGGAUAAAGUUAUGGAAGUAAGGAUGCAAGUGAUCAAUCUCUCAGUAGUCACAGACAAACUCUGUCAGAAAAUGUAUGAUUGUAUUGAGAAUGAUUUAUUGGGUUCUGUGCAACUCGGUAUCCACCACAAUAUAGCUCCUUACAGGUCAAAGGGCAUAGAGAAGGCAUCAGAACUCCAUUGUGGAACAAAUGGAGGAUCAAUGGAACCAGAACAUCCCUCAGGUUCUGGAAGUUCAUUUGAGAGUGGCUGCUCUUCUCGGAAGCGUGCAAGGAAGGAGGGUUCUGGAGGUGGCUUUUUUGAUCUGAACUUGCCAGCAGAGGUCGUUGACAGAAACUGAUUCUGAUUCGUGCAAGUUGCAAAGCUUCAUUAAAAAAGGUGUACAGUCUCUAACAUAAGGCCCUCCUUUUCAAUGACAGUGUCAUUAUUUCUGGAUCAAAUACCGAAGUGCAGUUAUGUUUUUCCCCAAUCAUAUCUUUUUGGUCGCCUCGUAUAUAUAAUUCUUUGGGGCUUUCGGGGGCGCUUGAUUUGUAGAUUUUCCAAUUCAAAAGCAAUAAUGGUAUGUUGGGGAGAAACAUUCAAAUUUUUGGAGCCAGUUAAUAAUAGAACUGUUAACAUUUUGUCUUAUUUCAGAUUAAUUCUAAUGGUUACUUUUGGUGUUUUGCUCUUAUGCCCUAAUAUUUUGUUGACAAAGUCUCGGGAAUUGUUGUAUAUUUUGUAUUUGAAUUGAAAAAGUUGCACAUGUCUGUAUCAUUGGUAGCCAAUAUCAUGUAAUAGCUCCAUCUGUGUUAGCGGUGGCUUCCAUGUACAAAACCCUUAAGUGCUUGAAUGUUGAACAUAAUUAGUAA